CCUCAUCAUUUCCAUGCCUGUUGCUGGCCCGUCUCGCGCGACCAUUCCAGAGUCACCCAUUGAGGUUCCAACCGUUUCGCCCAAUUUGAGGGCAAACGAGCAUCUCGCUGUAUUGCUACCUAGAUCCCUCUGGAAGCCCGACUCGGCAGCUUCAUGCUGUGACAACUUCUUCUGUCGUGUGCGAUUUGGCGUAUUUGAACGGCGGCAUCACUGUCGGAAAUGCGGAGGAAUAUUCUGCAGCCAGUGCUCGCCGCGCAUGACCCCUUUACUCGACGUCUCCCACUUACCGUUCCUCCAUCCUCCAAGGAACGUCCCUAUUACUACUUUUCAGUCCCAGGAAAGCAAGGUCCACGAUGCCCGUGUCUGCGAUGACUGUUUUGACCAGAUCUAUGGCUGUCCACGGACUCCUGAUCUCGUCCACUCGCCGGCUCUCUCAUGUUCGACGACUAGUCUCGCGACACCACCGCCAUCUAUCAUUGGUGUCGAGCACCCUCUGCGCAGUUCCCCUUCUCUCAUCAGUUUGGCAAGCUCGUCGUGUUCUUCAGGUUCGCGGCGCCUGAAAGCCUCCCUAGCCGAGGAACCGUCGUAUGGUGCCCUCGACGCGUAUCCCCUCAAGCGUUCGAGUGUGCUUUGCAAAGCUACUGGCGGCGGCAGAUGGGAACCCAAGCAGGAAACCCCUCUCGCGGGGGCAAGGUUACCCGGUGGCAAGGCCGGAUAUGAGAUUCGUUUGGAGAAGGAAGCCGAGAAGGAAAAAAGGCGCAGGGAGAAUCCCGUUAUAAAAGACGGUGACUUUCAGUACCGUUUUCCUCGUGAUCCCGAGCUUAUCGAUCUCCAAGUCAGGCAGAUCUGUCUCUCGACGUUCUAGCCUCGACGUGUCUUUCGUUUAUUCUUAUUGCUGUAUAUUUUGAGGCUCUAUCUCACUGUACCACUAAUCACUGCUUCUUGUUAUACCUGCUGUCCCUGGCAUUACCACCCCUAUGCAUAUAUUCUCCUUUUCCGUAUAUAUCCUCACCACCGAACCCGUGCGCCAUUUGUAUGUGCGUCUAUCUACUGUACUGUACUGUGUUGUACAGCUGCCGUCUUUUCUCUUGGGUUUACUCUCGUUGGUUAUGCUAUUACUUUUGUGUUGUGUACCUCAUUUGCAUAAUUCAUGGAACACUUGAUCCCUCCCCCCAAUCUCAGAAAAAAUGCCAGUGUCGA
Guyanagaster necrorhizus is the source of this 1200-nucleotide messenger RNA. RefSeq lists its product as uncharacterized. Gene Ontology annotation, molecular function: metal ion binding. NCBI's taxonomy places the organism in Eukaryota, Fungi, Basidiomycota, Agaricomycetes, Agaricales, Physalacriaceae. The record is from RefSeq and is a predicted model, not a curated record. The coding region runs from base 14 to 865 and encodes 283 amino acids. The transcript has 4 exons.